Brienomyrus brachyistius is the source of this 3223-nucleotide messenger RNA. RefSeq names its product ST6 (alpha-N-acetyl-neuraminyl-2,3-beta-galactosyl-1,3)-N-acetylgalactosaminide alpha-2,6-sialyltransferase 4 (gene st6galnac4). The transcript is spliced from 6 exons. Gene Ontology annotation, biological process: ganglioside biosynthetic process; oligosaccharide metabolic process. Bases 835 to 1710 code for a protein of 291 amino acids. The record is from RefSeq and is a predicted model, not a curated record. Lineage: Eukaryota; Metazoa; Chordata; Actinopteri; Osteoglossiformes; Mormyridae. Gene Ontology annotation, molecular function: alpha-N-acetylgalactosaminide alpha-2,6-sialyltransferase activity.
CAAUGAUUAUCAGUAUCUAUGUUGAAGGUUCAGUUUGUUUUAUAUUGGGCAAUAAAAUGCGUAUAGUCAUUAUCAGUAAAAAAAAAUCGGUGUUGCUUAUUCGAUCAACUAUAGAACCAUAAUAACAAUUAUAAUCCCCUAAAUCUAAAAGGCAGCUUUAUUAUAUAUCUCCUUCAUGUAAUUUUUAACUCUCACUUUUGUAGUUACAGAAUUUUCAUUUAACGACAUUGCUAGCUCAUUUACGGCUCCACUGUGUUCCCGUAGUAAAACCGUUUACACCACAUCUUCUUUUAGGUAUUUUGCUCAUUUGUUAGUCAAUAACAGUAACACAUAAUCAGUCAGUAAUAAAAACGAACAAAAUGUAUCACCUAUUUUAUUAUCACAACCUUUACUAAUAUGCAUCUUUUAUAGUGAGUGUUUAUUGGAGGCCAGUACUGGAUAAGGGGAUGAAAUGUGGACGGUUUCAGGUCGCUGUCAUGCUGGUGUAGCUGGUUCAGUUUUACGUAAAAUAGGCGGAUUCUGGCAGCUUAUCUGUCUUCUGUGCCAGUAAGAAAAUCACGGAAGUUGAAAUAUGAUAAUAGCUUUUUUUGUAUUACCUUUGCGACAUUAAGGCAAACACUGUUCUGGGGACAUAUGAUCAUUACAGUAAGCAGAUAUCAUAUUUCAAAAUACGUUCAAUCUUGUAUACCUUUUUGCAGGAUUUCCUGUUCACAAGUAAUAGCCCGCUUGUUUCAUUGCUCUUGUAAUAAUACAGAUGAGGAUUCACCUGAGGAAACAGUUUUCUGUUACAACGGGUAUUUCAAAUGAAACUGGAACAAGAUAUUCAGGGGAGAAAUGAAGUUUCAGAAGAUUCCCUGCAUCUGUGCGAUCAUCACAACAGUGCUGUCACUGAUUUGGUACAUUCACAUUACCGGCCUUAUUGGAGUCCAUGUUACACUGGAUAAGAGACUGCAUGGCUAUAUCAGGAUCACACCAGUAAAAAUGAGCCAGUACCUGGAUAUCCACCCCAAAGAAUGUGCAUUAGUAUCCAGCUCAGGUCAGAUGCUGAAGUCCAACAUGGGCAAGGAAAUCGACCAGGCUGAGUUCGUGAUCCGCAUGAACAAUGCACCUACUGUGGGAUAUGAACAGGAUGUUGGGAGCAGAACUGAUCUCCGUGUGGUGUCUCACACCAGUGUACCACUGUUACUCAAGAAGGAGAAGCACUACUUUCAGCAGACUGCAAGUACCAUUUAUGUUGUAUGGGGCCCGGAAAAGAAUAUGCGUCAAGAUGGCAAAGGCAGGAUUUUUAACGCUCUCUGGAGAGUGGCUACAAAGUACCCCAACGUUAAGCUGUAUGUGAUGACCAGGCAGAAGAUUCAAUAUUGUGACAGUGUUUUUCAGAAGGAAACUGGGAAAAACAGAAUGAAGUCUGGGACCUUCCUAAGCACUGGCUUCUUUACCAUGGUACUGGCUAUGGAAAUGUGUGACAGCAUUCAAGUUUACGGGAUGAUCGAUGAUAAUUACUGCAGCAAGGCGAACCACACGGUGGCGCCAUACCACUACUAUGAAAAGUACCCUGCCAAUGAGUGCUCAAUCUACCGCAUCCACGAGAGGGCGCACCGCGGUGGUCACCGCUACAUCACCGAAAAGACCAUCUACGGCAGGUGGGCCUCACAGAGAAAGAUCCGGUUCAAACAUCCAUCAUGGACAGAGCUGGAAAAGCUGGAGUGAGUCCCUAUAUACGGAGUUCCUAUGCAGGAUGGAAAAGUACGGAAUCUGAUUUUGGUGUUUUCCAACUCUGGAUAAGUAUGGAAAAAGGAAAGUAUCGAAGUAUUUCUGUUUCUGGAGUAUUGCAAAGAAUUGGCCUACUGUAUAUUUCUAAAAAUUUUUUUAAAUGUUUUUGAUACAAUCAAACAAUAUGACCUGGUUGUCAUCGGCCAAAUUGCACAGGGAAAACACGGACAGGUGUGUCUGUGUGCUGGGUGCUUGAUUAAUCUCGAGAAAUACUGUUGUAGGAUAUCUCGCAAUUUGCAAUGCUCACGUUGGACUUGCCAUUGUCAAAUGCUUUAACUUGUUAACUAAGCAUCCCGAAUGUAAACGGAAAGCAAAAUGCAGAGUUGUUUGGAACACGGGUGGGUUUUUAGCCACGUGGCGGGCAGAAGCGAUGCAGUCUAGUUGCAGCCAGUGUUGGACCCUGGUAAUGAGAAAAAUUGUCUAGAGCAGCAUCUUCUGAAGGGGCACCUACUUUGCAAAUCACCGGCACCAAAUGGGACGUAUGUAGGAACCCUGUGUAUGUGCAGUCUUUUCGGUCUCUGCGCUUCGACAAAAGGAUGUUCCUUGGAUGGCUAUUUAUGAAAACAACUGUAUGAUUUUGACCACAGGGAUUUCCAAACUCCAUCCUCACUCUGGUCAUUUUACUCCUUCUGUUGUAUUUAUUUGAUUUAUAUAAAAAGAGACAACCAGUUUGAAAAGUGAGGUGUGUUUUCCAGAAACUGGAGGGAAAGUUUACAAAAAAAUUAUAGGCAUCACCUGACAACUAGUUUCUUAUAUCUAGAGGGUAUGAUGUAUUAUGAUGUAUUAAAAAACAUCCAUGGAUAGAUAAAUUGUUGUAAAUAUUUCCAGUGUUUUUUGACAGUAAUGUAGCAACAGUUUUUUUGUGUGUUUAACCCUUUUUGUUGUUUUGGAGAUACUUUCAAUAUAGAAUAGCAUUGCAAGAAUGUAUCAGUCAUGCUUACAGACUGAAAUUUGUUAGUUUAUUUUAUGGGUAGUAGCUCAGUGGGUAGCCCUGUAGCCUCAGACCUCCAGAGCUGGGAAUUGAGAUGAUGCAUGUUUUCCCAGUGUCCAUUUGCUCAGGGUUUUCUGUUUUCUCCGAAAUCCAAAGACAUACAGGCAGUAAACUGCCAUCUCUAAAUUGUCUGUGUGUGUGUAUGUGUGGAUUAGGUUUAUAUUACAUUGUGGGGACCCAAGUGUCCCCCCACAAAGUGAUAAAAGCCUGUUGUAUGGACAGUUUUUCAGGUCCCCACAAAUAUCUGUGAAUGCAAUCAAAAAAGUAAAAAUGCCAAAUUCCUGUAUUUUCGUAUUUUGUUUGGUUACUUAUGGUUAAGGGUAGCCAAUGGAGAGAUAAAUGGAGAGUCCCCACAAAGAUAUGACUACAGGUAUAUGUGUGUGUGUGUGUGUGUGUGUGUGUGUGUGUGUGUGUGUGUGUGUGUGUGUGUGUGUGUGUGUGUGUGUGUGUGUGUGUGUG